This is a messenger RNA of Didymosphaeria variabile, 1302 nucleotides long. RefSeq lists its product as uncharacterized. The transcript has 2 exons. Lineage: Eukaryota; Fungi; Ascomycota; Dothideomycetes; Pleosporales; Didymosphaeriaceae. The record is from RefSeq and is a predicted model, not a curated record. Bases 1 to 1302 code for a protein of 433 amino acids.
AUGGCCGUCGGCAACGGGGGCCAGGCAGGAGUUAUAGGUUAUAGCGAUAUGAUGGCCGAGUUGAACAGCGGACUGGGCUUCGCUGUCGCUGGUGGCAAUGCAGGCCACUUAGCCUCAGAUAACAAUGCUGGUGUUGGACCUAGCCUCGGUGCGCCUGGCGUCUAUCAGCCAUUCUUAAACGAUGAAGAUCAGUUACAAGCUUGGCUCCAUAACGCCAUAAGUCUUCUCACGCCCGCUGCGAAGGCUUUGAUCAAAGAGUUCUACGGGCAUGAAGUAGAAUAUUCGUACUAUCGUGGCUGCUCCGCCGGCGGCGCGCAGGGAUUUUCGCUCGCUGAAUAUUAUCCUGACCUAUUCGAUGGGAUCAUAUCUGGGUGUCCGGCGAAUUGGCUCACCCAUCUGGUCUUUUUCUCCCGCUUCCUCGCUCACAAGACGCAGACCAAUGCAACAUAUCUUCCUGGGCCCGUCCUCGACUUCAUCCAAGCCAGUGUUAUCCAAGAAUGCGACAUCAUCGACGGCGUAGCAGACAACUUGAUUGAAAAUCCGCUCGCUUGCUCCUUCAACAUUUCUUCCUUAGCCUGCAUAGCAGGCACUUCCGCAGAUAAUGCCACAUGUCUCACGCCUUCCCAACUUUCAGCCGCCAAAGCCAUUUACCGAGGACCCGUGCGCUCAGACUCUCCCGGCAUGAGCCUCUUCCCUGGACUUUCACUCGGCUCUGAGGCCGGCUGGUUGCUACCCCAGGUCCAAGCCGCCCUCUCGAAUGCGUUCAGCAUCCCUAUCCUGCAACAGAUAGUGUACCGGAACCUGUCUUAUGACCCAGCAACAUUCAACUGGGCAUCCGAUGUGGAUUUUCUCGAGGCACGCGCCGGCCCGCUACUUGACGCAAUCAAUACCAAUCUCUCCUCUUUCCGCAAUAGUGGUGGUAAAAUGAUCGUAUAUGCCGGUUGGUCAGAUCCAAACAUCGCUCCGAUGUGGUCAAUCCAACAUGUUGAAGCCAUCACGCAAACCACCAUCGGGGCUGGGUCUACGAUAGCGGAAAACGAUUUCUUAAAGCUUGUUAUGGUGCCUGGGGGCGGGCACUGUGGUGCGAAUAUUGCGAAGUAUCCAUAUGUGCCUGCUCAAUAUGGUGUUUCUUCUGCGUUGGUAGAAUGGGUGGAAAAGGGACAGGAGCCAGUGCAAGGCAUCAAGAGUUGGGGUCCCAUCAAUGGAGAGGAUAGGACGAGGAGGCUUUGUACGUGGCCACAGGUUGCAAGACUGAAAGUUAACGGAGAUGUUGACGACUGGAAGAGCUAUACUUGUGGAUAA